Molecule: messenger RNA, 6360 nt
Organism: Scylla paramamosain (green mud crab)
Lineage: Eukaryota; Metazoa; Arthropoda; Malacostraca; Decapoda; Portunidae
Product: multiple epidermal growth factor-like domains protein 6
Exons: 30
Coding region: 351-4583 (1410 amino acids)
Molecular function (GO): scavenger receptor activity; calcium ion binding
Source: RefSeq, a predicted model, not a curated record
GGAGGAGGAGGAGGAGGAGGAGGAGGGUGUACAGAAGAUUAAGUAAAAGAAGAUACAAACAAUAGUAGAAAAGAGAUUAAAGAUAAUACAAAUACAGAAACUAAAAAUAGAAAAAUAUAAAUAAAUAAAACAUCAAAAAAGAGAAAGAGAGAAUAAGACAAAAAAAAAAAAACAACAAGUGAAAAGAAAGAAAAAGACAAAAGAAAAAGAAAACGAAAAACUAAAGAAAAAGUGAGACGUUGUGAAGUGAAAACACACACACACACACACACACACAUAGUCAAUAGCAAGAUCACCACCACCACCGCCAGCAGGAGCAAUGGACAGCGCUGGUGGGAGGCAGACGAGGCAUGGCUAGCGGGGGUGUUGUGGCGGCGCUGUGGGUGCUGGCCGCGCUCUCCACCCUGCCCGAAGGAACUCAGGGACGCAUCAUUUGCUACAACGGGGGCUACUGCAUCUACAACACGUGCAUAUGUCCCGUGGGUUACUAUGGAACCGUCUGUCAGUUUGACAAGGACGAGUGCGCGGUGGACAACGGAGGCUGCCACCACGAGUGCCGCAACACCCUGGGCUCCUACGUGUGCUGCUGCUCCGCCGGGUACAAGCUGGGGCCCGACAAGCACUCCUGCGUGGAGGUGGACGAAUGCAGGGACCACAACGGCGGCUGCUCCCACGUCUGCAUUAACACGGCGGGCUCCUACGAGUGCCGCUGCCAACCAGGACACCGCCUCCUGCCUGACGGACGCACCUGUGUGCCGCCGCCCACGCCCCGCGCCCGGUGUCACGUACAGAACGGCGGUUGCCACCACCAGUGCCACCAGUCUGUCGGGGGCGUCACCUGCUCCUGCCGCCCUGGGUACAGACUCGCGGAGGACGGCCGCCGGUGCUUCCCUUACGACCCCUGCCGGGAAAACAACGGCGGAUGUGAGGGCGAGUGCCGAGCGGUGGGCGGGGAGGUGCGCUGCUCCUGCCGGCCCGGCCUGACCCUGGGCCGCGACGGCACCUCCUGCUUGGACGUGGACGAGUGCCGCAUCCCCGAGGCGUGUCAACACCGCUGCCAGAACACGUGGGGCUCCUUCCAGUGUGUGUGCGACACCGGCUACGAGCUGGCCGCCGACAGGAGGACCUGCCACCGGCGGAGAGUGACUGACUUCUGUGCGGAUGCUAACGGAGGCUGCGAUCACAUUUGCCUUCACACCCCGGACGGGCCCCUGUGUAGCUGCCGGCCAGGGUACCAACUGAGGCCCGACGAGAGGACGUGCGAGGACGUGGACGAGUGCCAGACGCGGGUAAGGCCCUGCCAACAAGGGUGCAACAACUGGCCAGGAGGGUUCACGUGCACCUGCCACGCUGGAUACACACUCAACCAAGACGGGCACUGCAUUGAUGUGGACGAGUGCCGGGAGGGCGUGGCGCGCUGUGACCACUACUGCCACAACACGGCGGGCUCCUUCCGCUGCUCCUGCCGCAGAGGGUACCUGCUGCUCGGCGCCUCGCGGUGCACCGGAUGCCCCCCAGGUCGGAGCGGGCCCCCGGCGUGUCAGGAGCCCUGCCCCCCGGACACCUACGGCGAGGGGUGCCAGCAGGAGUGCCAGUGCCAAAACGGAGGCACCUGUGACGCCGUGACGGGUGCCUGCACGUGUCCUACAGGCGUGUCUGGCGAGUUUUGUGAAGAUGGGUGCCCGGCAGGGUUUUACGGACGCACAUGUCGCCGGCCGUGUGUCGCAGGAUGCCCCAACAACCGCUGCAACAGGAUCUUCGGAUUCUGCGAGUGUGACCCUGGACAUUACGGCCCCAAAUGCGCCCAACCCUGUCCCGCCUUCACCUGGGGACCCAACUGCAGACACCAGUGCCAGUGCCAGACACUAUCCACCGAGAGAUGCGACCCUAAGGACGGGAAAUGCGAGUGCCAGCCUGGCUUCGUGGGUGACACCUGCGCCGAGGAGUGUCCCGAGGGUCGGUGGGGUCCGGGGUGUGCCAAUGAGUGCCAGUGUGCGGAGGGCGCCCCCUGCCACCCCUCAACCGGCACCUGCCUGCACCACUGCCCCCCAGGACGCAUCGGCGAGGACUGCUCCACGCCGUGCGGGAAGGGACACUACGGCCAGGGGUGCCUCCAGACGUGCAGCUGCGAAGGGGAGGGGGCGUGCGACCCCGUGACGGGCAAGUGUCUGUGUCCCGCGGGCAGGAUGGGUCCCCGAUGCCUCCAGCGUUGCGAGGAGGGCUGGUGGGGCGAAAGCUGCCUGCAUGAGUGCCAGUGCGAGAGUUAUGCCACCUGUGACCCUGAGACCGGGGAGUGCCGUUGUCCUGCUGGCUACAAGGGUGAGGGGUGCGCCAUGCAGUGUGGCAAGGGUCGCUGGGGCCAGGACUGCCGCCGCUCCUGCAGGUGUCUCAACGGCGCCACCUGCCACUACGUCACGGGCAGGUGUGAGUGCCGCGCGGGCUUCACGGGUCACUACUGCGAGCAGCCGUGUGCCCCUGGCCGCCACGGGCCAGACUGUGCCCUGCUGUGCCAUUGUGCCGACGGCGGGCCGUGUGACAGGGUGACGGGAAAGUGCCCCAAGGGCUGUGCUGAGGGUCGCUACGGUCUGGACUGUUCCGGCACCUGCACCUGUGCUAACGGCGGCACUUGCGACCUGCUCACAGGCGCGUGCACCUGUGCCCCGGGGUGGCUGGGCGCCUCGUGCACGGAACAGUGCCCGGUGGGGACGUGGGGCCCGGCGUGCCGGCGGCUAUGUGACUGUGCGGGCGGCGCCUCGUGUGACCACAUCACGGGCGCCUGCUUGUGUCCCCCGGGGAUCCUCGGGCCGCGCUGCGAGGAGGGUGGCGGCCUUCCAGAGCAGCGGUGUCCCUCAGACCGAUGGGGCGAGCAGUGCCAGCACCUGUGUCUGUGCCACAAUGGUGGCACUUGUGAUCGCAGCUCCGGGGCGUGUAUGUGCCCCGCUGGGUACACGGGGCCAGCCUGCAGCGAGAGGUGUCCCGAGGGCACGUACGGCAGCGGGUGUGCACACGAGUGUGGCUGCCAGCACGGGGCGCCUUGCCACCAUCAGACGGGCGCCUGUUCGUGUCCCCCGGGCAGGACGGGAGACUUCUGCGAGCACGAAUGCCAGCCGGGAAGGCACGGCCCUGACUGCCUGAUGGAGUGCCGCUGCAACAACGGGGGCCGCUGUGACCCUGCCACUGGGGAGUGCCAAUGUGCGCCGGGCUGGCGAGGCAAACACUGCAACAAGAAGUGCCACUCAGGAACGUGGGGACAGAACUGCAGCGGCGUGUGUCUGUGUGAGAACAACGCAGAAUGCCAUCACGUGACCGGGAAGUGCCAGUGUGCCCACGGCUUCACUGGAGAGCACUGUGAGAAAGUGUGCCCACUUGGCUUCUUCGGCGAGGAGUGCAAUGAGCGGUGCCAAUGUGGGCCAGGCGAGCCGUGCUAUCACGUGACGGGUGCCUGUACCUGUCCCCCAGGACUCCGCGGCGACCAGUGCCACCUGUACUGCGAGGAAGGCUCCUGGGGAGAGGGGUGCCAGCAGAAAUGCCAGUGUCCUGAGGGUACCCUGUGCAACCCCGUCAACGGAUCCUGCUACUGCCCUUCAGGCCACAGGGGGCACCACUGCAGGAAGAUGUGUCCCCCGGGACGUUACGGUGUGGGGUGCAAGAAGAAAUGUCAGUGCGGCAACGGCGGCGUGUGUCACCCUGAGACGGGGCAGUGCCAGUGUGCAGAGGGCUAUUACGGCCCCACCUGUGCUCUCAAGUGCCUCACCGGCACCGACUCGGCACAGUGCAACCAGACGUGUGAGUGUGAGCACGGCGGCGUGUGUGACGGCGCCGGGGAGUGUCGGUGCCCCGCGGGAUACACGGGGCCGCGCUGCGAGUCUGUCUGUCCCGAGGGAACCUGGGGUUCCCUCUGCGCCUUCCAGUGCCUCUGCAAGAACGACGGCAUCUGCCACCCAGCUACGGGGGAGUGCCAGUGCGGCAUGGGGUGGAUGGGACGCCACUGUGAGCUGGAGUGUCCACCAGGUCGUUACGGACCAGACUGCCGCCUGGAUUGUGCCUGUCACGCAAACAUGACCUGCGACAGGUUCUCGGGAUGCUGCGAGUGUGGCCCAGGGCGCUACGGCCGCUACUGUGAGCUGGAGUGCCCGCCGGGUCUGUAUGGGGUGUACUGCAAGCAGGUGUGUGAGUGCCUCAACGGUGCCACCUGUGACCCGGCCACGGGGGAGUGUCACUGUGCUCCGGGCUUCAUGGGUCCCACGUGCGCGGAGCCCUGCCCUCAAGGUCAUUUCGGUGUCGGGUGUGUUGAGGAAUGCCAAUGUGGGCAGCACAAGUGUCGCAAGGACACUGGGGAGUGCCUAUGUCCACCGGGCUUUACUGGACCCCAAUGUGCCUUCGAAUGCCCGCCUGGAAAGUACGGUCCAGGGUGCCAGCAGGAAUGUGAGUGCCACAACGGCGGCACCUGUGAUCCCGCCACGGGCCGCUGCACCUGCCCGCGAGGCUGGCUGGGCCCCAAGUGCAAGGACAAGGACGUGCCGCGCUUCACCACCACCGCCGAGCACCGGGGCCGCGCUGACAUCCCGGUGGAGGACAGCUGAACGGCGCCCCGGACUAUACUGGGGCGCGAGGACUGGCUUAGGGGCGCUGCGGGCUGGACGAGGCGUGGGCUGCAGUACAGGGCUGCGGGUUACCAAGCACCACACGGGAAACAUGGUGCAGUGUGUGAUGCAGCGAGCAGGAUUCAGAGCAGGAUUCGAAUGUGCGGCAAUGUAUCUUCUGUUCAGGGACUUUACCAGUGAGUCACUCCACCAGCACCACGUGACCACAGAGUCAAGAAAAGCAGCUAGGACCAAGGUACCUCAUGAGUGCCACGUGGAUAUCAGUCUUGAGUGCCACGUCAGGUGCCAUCCCGCCACGUGAAGGGUAAAUAGUGUCAGCCGUGACUCAGGUGACCAGUGCCUCACGUGUACUAGUGCCACGUACAGGUCACAGGGUCAUAUAUUGUAACAAUGCCGUGUACAGGUAGCAGGAUUACAUAUGAGUAACACUAAUACUUUGAGGAACAGUGCCACGUAUACAGGUAACACGUUCACAUACAGGUAAGAGUGCCAGCUACAGAACCAGAGUCACGCACAGGCACACAGGCCACCAUUAUCAGCGCCGCGUACCAUUACCUGCUCCACACUCACGCACCAGUGCCGCUUCCAGAUGUCAGCGCCACAAGCAAGUUCACACGCCAGCUUUUAAUGAGCUAGAUGCCACACAAACGUCCAUGUAGUGCCAAUUACACGUGCCACCUGUGGGUUAGUAAAAUGGCGUGCUGGUGUGCACAGCGUGGAGGACAGUGCCAUGAUGCCAGGUGUCCCAUGAGCCUCGCCACCAGAUUAGUGCCAUGAGGGAAUGCUGUGAGAUGAACUGUCUAACCAAAUAAGUCUUACCUGGCGCCAUAAGAAAAGGGUCAUGCGCCGCUACACACUGCCAUAAAAACGGGAAUGCGACAAGUUAGUUUGGCUGUCUGACCACAUCCUUCCUACCAGAACGGUCGGGCGCUAGGCAGUUCCAUGGAAACGAGCCCGAGGUGCCGUGGAGAUCGAGUACCGUGAUGGUGACCCAGCUGGAGUGCAGUGAGGCGUGUGGUGUGGAUACGUGGGGGUACAUAUUUAAGGCGUGCGAACGGAAAGCACUUACAGAAUCCGACAGUGAAAGAGCGAGUGCCACAUAUACACAAGUGACAUGUGAAGUGCAGUGCCAUGUGUGAAAAUAUAUUAAGCAGUGGCGCAAGACUGUACAGUGAACACCAGCAGCACAGCGUCCCGUGGCGGCGUGCAGGGAGCAGUGACACUUGCAGGAGGCAGCGGUGUGUGAGGAAAGUACGAGUGGUGAGGAAAUGCAACGGAGCCAUCAGUGCCAAGAAAGAGUCAAGAGUGUCAUAUGAGUUUGUGUGUGUGUGUGUGUGUGUGUGUGUGUGUGUGUGUGUGUGUGUGUGUGUGUGUGUGUGUGUGUGUGUGUGUAAAUAGAUUCUCUUCAACUUAAGUUACUACACUGCAUUCUUCUUUCCUCUCCUCCCUCCCAGUCUCCUCAACUUUGUCCUUCCCCAGUCAUGCAGUUAUCCCUUUCUUUUUGGCCUUUUAGUAAAGUCUCUUCUCACCCUAUGAAAAUCCUCCCCCUCUCUUUUUUCCUCCUGACUUCUCUCCUCCUCCCUCUCUUCACUUUUGUCAUUCCCUUGUUCACCUCUUCCUACCUUACCUUUUCUUGCACACUUCUCCUUCCUCCCUUUCUCCCUCCAUUUCCCUUCCACCCCUUUAAUAAUAUAAUACUGCCUUUAAGUUAUUACCAUGAUGUAUCCUGAACAAAAAAAAAAGUUACCAAACUAUC